AUGCAGGCCUGGGACACUAUGGUGGUGACCCUGGCCAUGCUGAUGCCUGCCACUGUGGAUGCCAAGAUCUUCCAACGCUGAGACCUGGCAAUGAAGCUGGAGGAGGCAGGCCUCAACGGCUUCAAGGGCUACACCAUUGGAGGCUUGCUGUGCAUGGCACACUAUGAAAGUGGCUUUGACACCUUCGUGGACCACAAUCCUGAUGGCAGCAGUGCAUAUGGCAUUUUCCAGCUGAACUCCACCUGGUGGUGUGACAAUGGUGUUACACCUACCCAGAACCUCUGUCACAUGGAGUGUCAUGAACUGUUCAACCGCCAUAUUCUGGAUGACAUCAUGUGUGCCAAGCAGAUAGUGUCCUCACAAAAUGGUAUGAAUACCUGGGAUUCUUGGAGCCAGCACUGUUCUGGCCAUGAUUUAUCUGAAUGGCUCAAGGGGUGUCAUAUGUAUGCAAAACCUUACACAACAGAAAUUAAUUCAUGA
Lipotes vexillifer (Yangtze River dolphin) is the source of this 480-nucleotide messenger RNA. RefSeq names its product sperm acrosome-associated protein 5. The record is from RefSeq and is a predicted model, not a curated record. Gene Ontology annotation, cellular component: acrosomal vesicle; sperm flagellum. Gene Ontology annotation, biological process: fusion of sperm to egg plasma membrane involved in single fertilization. NCBI's taxonomy places the organism in Eukaryota, Metazoa, Chordata, Mammalia, Artiodactyla, Lipotidae. Gene Ontology annotation, molecular function: lysozyme activity. The transcript is spliced from 4 exons.